CUCAUAGCUGCCCUUUGUACAACAGAACAAAACACCGCCCUGUCCUUUGCCGUUCUCACAAUCAUUGCUAUGUUUGAACCUAUUGUUGGAGCCUUUGUGUCAGUCCAUCUUGUUGAGGGUCGUCAUCUUUUUUCGCUAAUCCUGUACUUUACCAUGCACGAUGUUCUUCUCUAGGGACUGGUCCCUCCUAAUAAUGUUUCCAAAGUAAGUGAGACAAAGUCUUGGCAGUCAUGGCUUCUAAGGAGCACUCUGGCUGUGAUUCUUCCAAUAUAGACUUGUUUGUUUUUCCGGCAGUCCAUGGCAUAUUCAGUGCUCUUCACCAACACCAUAAUGCAAAGGCAUCAGUUCUUCUUGGAUCUUCCUUAUUCAGUGUCCAGCUUUUGCCUGCACAUGAAGCUGUUGAAAAUACCAUGGCUUGGGUUAGGCACAGCUUAGUCCUCAAAGUGACAUCUUUGCUUUUUAACACUUCAAGGAGGUCUUUUGCAGCACAUUUGCCCAGUGCCAUAUGUCAUUUGAUUUCUUGACUGCUGCUUCCAUGGGAGUUGAUCAUGGAUCCUAGUAAAAUGAAAUCCUUGACAACUUCAGUUUUCUUUGUUUAUCAUGAUGUUGCUUAUUGGUCCAGUUGUGAGGAUUUUUGUUUUCUUUAUGUUGAAGCAUAGUCCGUACUGAAGGCUGUAGUCUUUGAAUUUCUUCGGUAAGUGCUUCAGGUCUUCACUUUUAGCUAGCAAGGUUGUGUCACCUGUAUAUCAAAGGUUGCUAAUGAGUCCUUCUCCAAUUCUGAUGCCACAUUUGUCUUCAUAUAGUGUAGUUUCUUGGAUUAUUUGCUCAUCAUACAGAUCGAAUAAGUAUGGUGAAAGGACACAACUCUGGCACACACCUUUCCUGAUCUUAAACCACACAGACUACCCUUGUUCUGUUUGAAUGACUGCCUCUUGGUCUGUGUACAGGUUCUGGAUGAGCACAGUUAAGUGUUCUGAAAUUCACGUUCUUCACAGUUUUUUUCAUAAUUUGCUGUGAUCCACACAGUCUAAUGCUUUUGCAUAGUCAGUAAAACACAGGUAAAUAUCUUUUUGGUAUUCUCUGCUUUCAGCCAAGAUCCAUCUGACAUCCGCAGUGAUAACCCUCCUUCCAUGUCCUUUUCUGGAUCUGGCUUGAAUUUCUGGCAGUUGCUGGUCAGUGUACUGCUGCAACCAUUUUUGAAUUAUCUUCACUAAAAUUUUACUUGAAUUUGAUAUUAAUGAUAUUGUUCAAUAAUUUCUGCAUUCUGUUGAUUCACCUUUCUUUGGAUGGGUGCAAAUAUGGAUCUCUUCCAGUUGGUUGGCAAAAGCGCUGCCUUGCAAAUUUCAUGGCAUAGAUGAGUGAGCACUUUCAGCAUUGCAUCCAUUUGUUGAAACAUCUCAGUUGACAUUCUGUCAAUUCUUGGAGCUUUGUUUUUCACCAGUGCCUUCACUGCAUAAACUUCUUCCUUCAGUAACAUCUGUUCGUGGUCAUGUGAUACCUCCUGAAAUGGUUGAAUGUUGACCAAUUCUUUUUGGUACAGUGACUCUGCAUUCUGUCCAUCUUCUUUUGAUGCUUCCCCCGUCAUUUAAUAUUUUCCCCGUGGAAUCCUUCAGCAUUGCAACUCAAGGCUAGAAAUUUUUACUUCAGUUCUUUCAGCUUCAGAAAUGCUGAGUAUAUUCUUUCUUUUUGGUUUUCCAACUCCAGCUCUUUGUGUAUGUCAUUGUAAUGCUUCCUUUGCUUUGUCUUCUCGAGCAGCCCUUCGAAGUCUUCUGUUCAGCUCUUUACUUUAUCAUUUCUUCCAUUUGCUUUAGCUUCCUGACAUUCAAGAUCAAGUUUUAGAGUCUCUCCUGAUAUCCAUUUUGGUCUUUUCAUUCUUUCCUGUCUUUUUAAUGACCUCUUGGUUUCUUUAUGUAUGAUGUCAUCCAAAACUCGUCUGGUCUUUGGUCAUUAGUGUUUAAUGUGUCAAAUCUAUUCUUGAGAUGGUCUCUAAAUCCAGGUGGGAUAUACUCAAGGUCAUGCUUUGGCUCUUGUGGACCUGUCCUAAUUUUCUUCAACUUCAGCUUGAACUUACAUAUGAGCAAUUGAUUGUUGCCUCCUCAAAGUAGAGUUGACCUUAAUGAUGUGAAUGGAGUAAACCUUUCCGGUCCUUCCUUUGCUGAUGUUGUAUCAUUCAAAAUGUGAAGAAAAAACUGCAAAUAUCCAUAAUGAUUGGAACCUAGAAUGUAUGAAGUAUGAAUCUAGGAAAAUUGGAAGUUGUGAAAAUGAAAUGGAACACUUGAAGAUAGAUAAUCCUUGGCGUUAGUGAGCUGAAAUGGACUGGUAUUGGCCAUUUUGAAUCCUGUGGUCUACUGUCGUAAUCAUAUGGUCUACAUAUGGUCGUCUAUUCCAGGAAUGAGAAAUUGAGGAGGAAUGGUGUCACAUUCACUGUCAAUAAGAACAGUUCAAGAUUUACCAUGAAGUACAACAUUGUCAGUGAUAGAAUAAUAUCCAUGGGUCUACAAGGAAGACCAGUUAAUAUGACUGUUAACUCAAAUUUACACACCAACCACUAAUGCCAAGGAUGGAAAAAUAGAAGACUUUUACCUGCUUUUGCAGCCUGUAACUGGUCAAACAUUGCAAUCAGAAUGCAUUGGUAAUUGCUGGUGAUUGAAAAGCUAAAGUUGGAAAUGAAGUGUCAGUAGUUGGAAAAUACGGAUUUGGUGAUAGAAACGACACAAGAGAUUGCAUGAUAGAAUUUUGGAAGACCAGCAACUUUUCCAUUGGAAACAUCUUUUUUCAACAACAUAAACGAUGACUAUAGAGAUGGACCUCACCAGAUGGAAUACACAGGAGUCAAAUAUACUACAUUUGUGGAAAGAGACAAUGGAGAAGCUCAGUAUAAUCAGUCAGAGCAAGGCCGCAUAGUGAGCUGUGGAUCAAAUCAUCAGUUGUUCAUACCCAAAGGAUCACAUAGCACUCAUCUAAUACUUUUGAAGGCUAUCGAAGAGUUUAUACUCCACCUUUCUAAACUGACUAAUAGUGGCAUGGAAGAUCCAUUUGAAGAAGCAGGCCAGCCCACUGUAGACUCAAGCAUGAUCAUGGACAGUGUGGAAGUAGGAGACAUAACGCCUCCCACCAAAAGGAAGAGCAAGUUCUCAGGCUUUGGCAAAAUCUUCAAACCCUGGAAGUGGCGGAAAAAAAAAAGCAGUGAUAAAUUUAAAGAGACAUCAGAAGUUUUAGAGCGAAAGAUAUCUAUGCGAAAACCGAGAGAAGAGCUGAUUAAGAGAGGGGUUCUGGUGGAAGACCCUGAGCAGGGUGGUGAGGAUCCAGGGAAGUUGAGCCAUGCCAUGUUAAAGAAUGGCCACACCACCCCUAUUGGGGGUGCCAGAUCUGCUAGUCCAGUCCAAGAGGAGGAAGAGCCAGGAAAAAUAGCAAGUCUCUGGAAACCCGCUCCAGAAGAGGACUCAAAGAAACGACUGGGCUCAACUGGAAGCCAGCCUAAUUCUGAAGCAGACCCUGUUCCUGAGAAUGCACCCAAGCAACUUUUACUUCCCCCCAAGCAACCGUUGUCCUCUUCUUACGAGGCCAAUGAAGGAAAAACAAAGGAUGCCACUUCCUCCAGCAGCACGACAAGGUCCAUCUCCUCCACCUCUGCCUCCACCACCACAGUGCCUGCUGCCACCACUGCUGCCACAAACCUAGCAAAGACUGUUAAUUCCUCUGUCACCCCCUUGCCAGCACCCAGGACUCUGCCUGCCGCUCCUGCCAGCACUAACACUACUGCUACCCUGAGCCUGACCCAUACGGUCCCUGCCAAGCAGCCCCCUGUCCCUCCCCCUAAACCAGCUCAAAGAAAUAGCAACCCUGGCAUUGGUGAACUGUCCCAAGCAAUAAACAGUGGUACAUUAUCGAAGCGAUCCCCACCAUUACCACCUAAGAGAGGCAUUCCGUCAACCCUGGUACCCACCUCAGAGUCUGCUGCUGCUGCCAUCACAAAGGCACCAAGUGAUCAAAGGGAGAAGAGUACGUGCUCAGUGGGCUCCAUACCACUGCUGAUGAUCUCACCUCCUCCGUCCCCCCCACUACCUACUCAUGUACCUCCAGAUCCCCCACGGUCCGCUCCAAUUUCCUCUAAGACUUUUCAAGUUGUGCCAGAAAUUGAGUUUGCACAUUCCAUAGAACUACCCCAGGAGGUUCCCCAGCAGGAAGAUCAGAAAAAGGAAGCACCCAAGAGGAUGUUGGAGCAUAGCUUUGGGGAGCCUCAUGUACCCUCUAGGCUGCCCCCUCUCCCACUGCAUAUUCGAAUCCAGCAGGCCCUGACCAGCCCACUCACCAUGACGCCUCCCUUGGAAGGCUCUCACAGAGCUCAUUCAUUGCUCUUCGAGAACAGCGACAACUUUUCUGAGGACAACAGCACCCUGGGUCGAACCAGGUCACUUCCCAUCACUAUUGAAAUGCUGAAAGUUCCAGACGAUGAAGAAGAGGAGGAGCAGACCCACUCAUCUGCAUUCAAUGAAGACUUGGCACCUACCUCAGUCAUCCCUCAACUACCACAGCGUCUGCAGGAGGAAGAGGAAGAGAAGGAGAGUGACUCUGAUUCAGAGGGUCCCAUUCGGUACCGAGAUGAAGAAGAUGAAGAUGAAGAUGAAAGCCAAAACAGUGCUCUGGCCAACAAAGUGAAGAGGAAAGACACAUUGGCAAUGAAGUUGAAUCACAGACCCAGUGAACCAGAAUUGAACCUGAAUUCGUGGCCCCGAAAAAGCAAAGAGGAGUGGAAUGAAAUACGGCACCAAAUUGGGAACACAUUGAUCCGUCGACUGAGUCAAAGACCAACACUAGAAGAACUAGAACAACGAAACAUACUGCAGCCUAAAAAUGAAGCUGACCGUCAGGCAGAAAAACGGGAGAUUAAACGUCGUCUCACUAGAAAGCUCAGUCAAAGACCAACUGUGGCUGAAUUACUGGCCAGGAAGAUCCUGAGGUUUAAUGAAUAUGUCGAGGUAACAGAUGCUCAAGAUUAUGACCGGCGAGCCGACAAACCUUGGACCAAACUGACCCCUGCUGAUAAGGCUGCCAUAAGAAAAGAACUAAAUGAAUUUAAAAGCUCAGAAAUGGAGGUUCAUAAAGAGAGCAAACAUUUUACACGCUACCAUCGUCCAUGAUGCUGACAUUUGACUGAAGAACUAUACAACAGCCCCCAAAACAGGCUGCUUUGCUGCUUCAUCCUCCAGAGUUUAACAUAGACAGGAAACUUCAGUGCUUCCCAGCCCAGCCAAAAUUGGGCUCUCUGGGAUGUAGUUCUGGGGUGAACAGCACUUCUAUGAAUGUAGCAUUUCACUGGAAUGGAUUCUCAUGUGCUCCCCCUGGGGCACAACUGAACACUUUGUCAGUGCUUUUGAAUCUUCUAAUAUUGCAGCAUACUUGAGGGGUUCCCUCACCAGCCACCAAAGUUCUAGGCCACUUGUAGGUUCCAUGUUUUGUUGGCUGUACCACACUUUGCCCCAAGAUGACUGCCUGUGCCAAGGCACACUUUGCACCAUUGGCCUUACCUGUCCUGCCCUGUGAGACCCACUUGUGUAGGCGCUAAGUUCCAGCCAUCAGUUUCAGUUGGCAAUGGGGAAAACCUUUUUUGUAGGCCCCCAAUCUUCUGGCAAAGGAGCCCCCACCUCCAGCGGAAGCCUGUCAGUUGAAAAGCAUUGCACUAUACCUGUUAUAGGGAGCCCUGGUGUCACAAUGGUUAAGCACUGGGCUGCUGAGAAGUCAGCAGUUUGAACCCACCAGCGGGAGAAAAAUGUGGCAGUCUACUUCUGUAAAGAUUUAUAGCUUUGGAAAUCGUAUAGGGCAGUCAUUAUGAGUCAGAAUUUGACUCAACAGCAGUGAGUGGUGGACACCUCUUAUAACAAGCAAUAUAUUCCUCUUUAGGUACUCAAGCCUGAGAGGAAGCUCAGGACUGAACAUGUACCCCCUUUUUGGCAUAAGUCACCCUAAUUUUUUACAAAAAUUUAUCGUGAAGUAGUAAUGGAAACUUACGUACUUUUUGUCUGUCAGAGAAUCUGAGCUGCAACCAGACUCUUAAGUCUGUAAAAUAAGAAAGUAUAUAUAUUUUCUGUAUACAAAAACAAAACUAAAAAAGCCUUCAUAAUAAUGCCAACUUGGCAGAAAACUGACUUGUGGCUUAAAUUUUGUAGGCUGUUGUAUCCUUUUCCAUGAAGUAGAGUUGUAGCAACUCUGGGAGCACUUGUGUAUUGUCGGCCCCCACACCUCCAGAAUCUCAAAAAGGACCUAAAAGGUGUAGGGUGCUGAACAGGAAAAGGUCUUUAAAGAAGCAACAAGAGGGGCCCAAUCAUGACCCACUGCCCCUCACUUUUUCUCCUCAGUGCUGUUUGCCCUCUCCUGCUGCGCUCUCCCUCUUAACUCCAAACACUGAUCCUUCUGCUGACCUCUGGCAGAUUCCACCUCACUUGUCUCGUCCUUCCUCUUCCAAGCUGUAGCCAUGUAGUUGGUGCCUGGACAUUGGCUCAGCCCCUACCCCUUUUUGUAUUUGUAAUAUACGUUAAUACUAUUUUCUAAAACACAUUCGCUUUGUUUGAUUUUUAUUGAAAACCAUACAGCCUCACUAUUUCCCUCUAAUUCCUAGCCACGCUAAGUGGAGGAAAAAAAUAGUUUCUAUUUAAUUGAUGAACGUGGCUUUUUCCUUCACUUUAAUGUUCAGGAAGUUGUGACUUUCAUAGAUUUCUUCUGUGGUCCUUGCCUUUUGUUCUGUUUGAAAUCCUUCACUGGAUUUCUCUUUUGAUAAAAUUUGCUGAAGAAUCAAAAUAUCAGAUCAAAACAAAAAAGCUGAAGUGACCUUAAAAGGCAACAUCUCUUCUUUGUAUAGUAAAAAAGGGAUAUUUGGAUUUCUCGGUUUUGUCAAAUGUUGUAUGACUGUGGAGAUAGACUGAGUCCACAUUUCCUUGGAGCUGACUAAUAUUUGUGAUAACAGAAGGAAGACAAGUGAAGAUUCUACUGAAGUCUGUUGUUGGUCUGUAUGUGAGGUGGCCACACGUUAACUGCUAACUUGCCUUCUUCUGACCAUUCUUUCUUGUUGGUUUGGAAACUGGCUUAUGCCAGAAUCUUUGUGGCUUGAGAUGACAUUUUGAAAGCCUUCUUUUAGAAACUCUCUUUUCCUGAAUGUGCCAAGCUUGAAGCAGAAUUUGCCUGCCUUCUAUGUGCCACCAAGGGGUCCAGUUCAUCUUUCAUCUCAUUCAUGUUCUUUUGAAGCAAGAUACUUUGGGGGGGGUCAAGUCUUUCUAGGUGUUUUGGUUUUGUUUUUUUAAAUACAAUCUGUUUUGUUUUCUCUUUCCCUGUAAUUACCAAUUCACAAUCCUAAUGUAAAGAAAAAAUAAAAGCCUGGUGUAUUGUACUUCAAGAUACUUCCCUGAUGUACAGAAUCUCCUUGUAAAAUAAAUAAUUGCAUUGUAUAUCAGUCUUCAUAUCAAUAUUAAUUAUUAUUUUAGAAUUAAAAAAAUACAUACUAUUCUCGUGUGAGGUAUUCAUUUUUGUUAUGUCCUACUCUAUUCCAAAAAAGGAUACCUAAAAUAAUUGCACGAGGCACUAAAUGAGAAGUCAGUGAGGGAAAAGUAAUAAUAGUAAGGACAUUAAAUGUAGCCAGAGGUAAGAGUCAGUCAUGUUUGUGUCUGUGCACAUGUAUUAAAAAGAAAAUAGGCUGAAGGGAGGAGAGGCAACUGAAUGCCAAACUAUGUACCUGGUGCUACACUGGGGCUUUAUUUAGCCUACACCCAGCCUGUGAAAGACCUGAGAAGUGACCUGAAGUCACUUCCCCAAGGUCAAAGCAAAUCAUAUAACCACUCUUUGCAUGUAUUCAAGGGCAGUUACUACCCAGUGUAUUAUCUCUACAAGGAUUUACUGACUAGGGAUCACAUAUAAGUGGACCUUAGGCUGAUACCACAAAAGGACAGCUGGUACUUUAUGCACUUCUCUCUGGCAAGCAGCCCAGUUUCAAUCCAGGUCACGUCAGCAAUGACUCACUUUCUAUUUGUCACUUCAGAGAGUGGCUUGUUUAGCACAUCGUCUUUUACCAAGGGUUAAAAGAAACCAUGAGUCAGAACUGCUCACGUCCUCAGGUUCUACCUACUUCCAGGUUUUCCUUCUAGUAGCCCUCCAAAUAGGCCUCAAAUUGUUAUUGUGUUCUGUUGUGUUUGUUUUUAAUAAUAUUGUGUUUUGGUGAGUUUACACAGCAAAUUAGGUUCCCAUUUAACAACUUCUAUACAAAUAUUCAGGGAUACCGAUUACAUUUUUCAUAACGUGUUAACAUUCUUAUUAACUCCAUUCUGGUUGUCACAUGCGUUUUUUUUUUUGUUUUUCCUAAAUUUUAUUUUGUUGUUGAGAAUAUACACAGCAAAACAUACACCAAUUCAGCAGUUUCUACAUGUACAAUUUAGUGACAUUGGUUACAUUCUUCGAGGUUGUACAACCAUUCUCAUCCUGCCUUUCUGAGUUGCUCUUCUGCCUUCAUUAACAUAAACUCACAGCCCUCUAAGGUUCCUAUCUAAUCUUUUGAGUUACUGUUGUCAAUUUUUAACUGAAUUGUCAUAAAGAAUACAAUGACUAUUAGUACAGUUUAGGAGCCCAGCCUUGAUUCAUUGUAAGGCACUCAGCGUUGCUUUUAUACCACUGCCGCAAGCGUCAACACAGUGAAAAAGGCAAAAACAACAAUGUUUACAUGUUAUUAUGAAAAUAGUUUUGAUCUCAUGGACUCCCGAGAGUCUCAGAAGCAAUGGGGUUUGCCAACCACACAUGGAGAACUGCUGCUCUGAGCAUGCUUCUCAUCUUAAAAAAAAAAAAUUUUUUUUUUCAUCUUAACAUCUAGAUAAUUCCAAUGCCUCAGAAUCGCUGUGAGAGUGAACAAGGUAUGUAAAGAACCGCAAAGUCUUAUAGGUCUUGUUUUUAGGUGCACCAGUCGUUUUCGACUCAAAGCAACCCCAGUGAUAGAGCAGAACUGCCCCACAGAGUUUUCUAAGCUGUAAUCUACGGUAGCACAUCGCCAGGUUUUCUCCUGCAGAGCCACUGGGUGGAUUCCAAACGCCAACCUUCAGGUUAGCAGCUGAGCUCUUCACCGUUGCGCCACCUGGGCUCCUUAAUACAUAGAAGGAACUCCAUAACUGUCAGUUUCUACUCAGUACAGCCCAGCUGUGAUGAUGGCUCUAUGUCAAUAUACCUAACAUUUAUUCGCCGAACACAAUAAGGAAACUUGAUCAUAUUUCAUACAUACGUAUCUUAAGGAUUCUUGACUUACCUACUUCUUUACUUCAGGUUUUUUUUUUUUUUUAUCUUAGCCAAUUCGUCUAGAAGCAUUUCCGUCUUAUUUACCUAGCAUUUAUCAGAUGCUUACGUGUGACAUGGCAGAUUCAAUCCCUUUUGAGACCGUUUGCGUUUCUCAAAAUGUCUUUUUCUAUUUUGCAUACUUACUAUCUCAAAGGUUUUUUGGCCAGUUUAUCUAUCGACGUAACCGCCAGAUUGAGGAACUGACCGUAGAGAAGUACAGCUACACGGUACAGUGUCCAGCGACACACCCACAAACUUCAAUUUCUGUAAUUAACACUCUAACACACCUCAGGGUGCAAACGCACCAAGGUCGCGAGAAACCGCUGAGCAAGGUAGGGGUGGGGCUUAACAUUCGUGGAUUCCCAGCACCCUCAGCGAGCUUCUGAUUCCCUUAACUGCGCAUGUCGCGGCGCAGGCGCAAUGGACGCUCGUUGACUUCCGCGCGCUGGUGAUGGUAUAAAUAAGGGUUUUCUGGCCCCACUCGUUCUCUUGCGUGAAGGCGAGCUCUGGGUCGCUUCGGUCUUGGUGAGUGUUUUUGCUUCGUGGCCUCUCAUCUCUACCUCUAGCAUUCUGCUCGGCUACCAGCCUUUCCUGUGAGCACAGCCUUCAGCGGCGACUGUGCUGACUGCGCUCCUAAGUGCGACCGGACUGAGAGUAACUUCGGCCGCGUGCGGCCGCCGAAGGCCCGCGGAGCCCCAGGGCCUGGGCUUUCAGCAGGGGCUGCGGGCAGCGCCACCCCGAGGCUUGUGAGGCUGCCGCACCGCUCGUCAGAACGCUGAGUGGCGCAGCUCCCCUAUUCAUUGCCUAUUUGCGCCUUUAAUUUUUCGGCUUCCUCAGAGGCACUUUGUGCGCGAUGAAGUUGCGUGUAAGACGCCUUGUUCCUGAUCUUCUCAGUUGAAGAGUUACUGAGCUUUUGAGACACUCCUAGGUGCUGUUACUAAAUUUACCACGUGAUUUGUUGUGAUUUGGGACAACUAACGACUGUAGGUCUUCCACUGAGAUGUAGCAUUUACGAGACGUCUUGCUGCUCACGAGCUGUUAGCAUACCGUUCCGUCGUUUGCCGAUGGGCUGUUGAGGUUUCUCAAUGUGCUUGCUGGGGUUGCAAGUUAAGAGGUUCGGGCCUACGCUGGGGAAAUCGGUAUCAACUAGGUAAGAUGGUUGUUUAAUACAGUCGUCUGUAAAUUGAACCAGUGAUAGUGACCAUUCCAACGUGGAUAUUCCCGGGAGGUCACUCUCCCCGGGCUCUGUCCUGGUGGCGCAGGGGAGCAUAGGGCUUUGCCCCGUGAUGUACAAUCCCUUUCCACGACGUUGGAGAUAAAGCCGGGCCUUGAGUCUGCGCCUGCAUAUUCCUACAGCUUCUCAGAGUCCUGCGGACAAUGACUGAGGAGACAAACCAUGCAGGAAACAGCCCCUAAUCUUGUAAGAGGUCUCUGGAUUCUUUAGUAAUUUCUAACCAGGAAGCAGAAAUUUGUACUCAAUAGAGAGGAAUGAUACGGUUGCUAGACUACAUUGCUGCCCUCACGAUAGGGGUAGGCUGUAUUUGGGCUUCAGAUCAGAACUGUUGGAGGACGACUAACCACUUUACUCUUUACAUUGUUUUAACUUCAGGGAAAUCUCUGCAGGGCUGUUAACAUGAGCCCUAAAACGCUUUGCACUAGUUUAUUGGUACAUGUGGAUUAUAAAAUAAUUUUAAUAAUUCCAAAGCCAGUUCUCUGUCGCAUACCAGUAACUGUUUCUCAGUUUGUUACGUCCAAAUA
Messenger RNA from Loxodonta africana (African savanna elephant), 11061 nucleotides. RefSeq names its product phosphatase and actin regulator 4 (gene PHACTR4). Lineage: Eukaryota; Metazoa; Chordata; Mammalia; Proboscidea; Elephantidae. The record is from RefSeq and is a predicted model, not a curated record. Gene Ontology annotation, molecular function: actin binding. Bases 2817 to 5141 code for a protein of 774 amino acids. Gene Ontology annotation, biological process: neural crest cell migration; actin cytoskeleton organization. The transcript is spliced from 14 exons.